GUCGGGGGGCGCGCCCUGGAGGCGCCGGUGCGGCGCUCCGGCUUUGGGGUCGCCUUUAGAGCCAGACUCAGCCGCCUGGAGGAGCCAUGUCUCCUGCAGCCUUGGGUGUCCCCUCCUGGUCCGGGCGCCUGCCUCUGCGCAAGAGGAGAUGCCGUUGGAAUUCCCCGUGAAUGCUGGCAGGAGGAAUGUCCGAGCCGCCCGCCGAAAACGGUCCGAAAAAGAGCCAUAUGUAGGCCGGGGACCCCGAACCACGUCCCCUAGGAUGGACUUCCUGGUUCUCUUCCUGUUCUACUUGGCUGCGGUGCUGGUUGGUGGCGCCACGAUCUGCGUCUGCUCCAGAACCAGUUACCUGAGAGGCCUGGUCAGGGGAGGCACACAGGUAUUUUCCUAUAUAAUUCCGGAAUGCCUUCAGAGAGCGAUGCUAAGUUUGGUCCAUUACCUCUUUCACACACGGAACUACAUCUUCGUUGUCCUGCACCUCACCUUGCAAGGGAUGGUUUAUACCGAGUACACCUGCGAAGUGUUUGGCUACUGCCGAGACCUGGGCUUCUCCUUGUGCUACUUGCUUCUGCCCUACCUGCUGCUGACUGUAAACCUGGCGUUUUUCACCCUAAGUUCUGUGACCGACCCUGGUACCGUAACAAAAGCAAACGAGUUAUUGCUUCUUCAAGUGUACGAGUUUGAUGAGGUCAUGUUUCCAAAGGAUGCGCGGUGCCCUACGUGUGACUUACGGAAGCCAGCACGGUCCAAGCACUGCAGUGUGUGUGACCGGUGUGUGCACCGUUUCGACCACCACUGUGUGUGGGUGAACAACUGCAUCGGGGCCUGGAACGCCAGGUACUUCCUCAUCUACCUCCUGACGCUGACCGCGUCAGCGGCUGCCGUGGCCCUCGUGAGCACCACGUUGCUGGUCCGGGUGGUGGUGCUGUCCGGCUUGCACCUGGAGACUCGCAUCGACGACCUUGGACACGCCCAGGUUAUCGACAUCUUCCUGCUUGUUCAGGACCUGUUCCUGACCUUCCCGAGGAUUGUCUUCCUGCUGGGCUUUGUCGUGAUGCUGAGCUUCCUCUUGGGAGGCUUUCUGUGCUUUGCUCUGUACCUGGCCGCCACCAACCAGACUACCAACGAGUGGUACAGAGGCGACCGGGCCUGGUACCAGCGUUGCUCCCAAGUGGCGGGGGCCCCGUCAGCAGAGCCCCAGGUCUACCGGAACAUUCACUCCCACGGGCUUUGGAGCAACCUUGGAGAGAUCUUUCUGCCUGCUGCUGCUGCUGCUGCACAUUAUGAGAAAAAGAGAACAUGAGACUGGGAAGAGUGUCACUGCCUUCUAAAUACAGUGGACAUUUAUUUAUGCAUAUGGAUUCUUUCCAAGCAUUGGCA
Phyllostomus hastatus (greater spear-nosed bat) is the source of this 1380-nucleotide messenger RNA. RefSeq names its product zinc finger DHHC-type palmitoyltransferase 4 (gene ZDHHC4). Gene Ontology annotation, biological process: peptidyl-L-cysteine S-palmitoylation; protein targeting to membrane. Gene Ontology annotation, molecular function: protein-cysteine S-palmitoyltransferase activity. Lineage: Eukaryota; Metazoa; Chordata; Mammalia; Chiroptera; Phyllostomidae. The record is from RefSeq and is a predicted model, not a curated record. Gene Ontology annotation, cellular component: endoplasmic reticulum; Golgi apparatus. The transcript is spliced from 8 exons. The coding region runs from base 149 to 1303 and encodes 384 amino acids.